Messenger RNA from Zophobas morio, 1266 nucleotides. RefSeq lists its product as uncharacterized. NCBI's taxonomy places the organism in Eukaryota, Metazoa, Arthropoda, Insecta, Coleoptera, Tenebrionidae. The coding region runs from base 62 to 1207 and encodes 381 amino acids. The record is from RefSeq and is a predicted model, not a curated record. The transcript has 2 exons.
UCAUCUCCACUAAACCAAAACUAAACACUCAAUCAUUGUCUUCUAGUCCAAAUCCAAAACCAUGAAAGCAAUCUGUGUGUUUCUCCUCCUCGUUGUAAAAACCCAAUCGCAACUUUCAGGUUGUACCUUGGACGUUUCAAACCCCCAGUCGCCCUUCAUUAUCGACGAAAACCUCCAAUUUCCCCAGUACGAUGCGAAAAAGAACGGCACCUUCACUUUCGACAACGAAGACAUUUUCUACGUGGUGUGUCCUAAAGGCACCCAGACCAGUUACCUCGGCGACAACGGCGACCAUGUAGCUUGUAAAGGUGGCACGAAGCUCCUUAACAUCAGAUCAGUGGAAUUCGUCGACUUCGUCGACAUCAAGUGCAAGAACUACGCUCCUUCGACGGUCAGGAAUUCGGAGCAGACGUGUGCGAAUGGUAACAAAGUUUAUGAAGUUGGUUUCAAUAUCUACGACAAGUAUCUGUCUAUGGUGACAGUUUGUUUCAAUGAAGCUAAACUGGUUCCGUUUUAUGCAAAAUACGACAAUCUUUUCCCUGGGAAGACCAAGCGUCAGGAAUUGAAAGAGAGCGGCGACGGUUUCUACCAAGAGUUUGUGUGUGGUGGUGACUGUGAAUGGGCUGAUAGCGGAAAUAUGUACCCGACCGUCGAUAUGGACGCUGUGUUUGAGCACCAAAAAGAAAUUUUAAAAAAGUUGGGUGUCGGAGACGUAGGAGCUACAUUGUUGAAAUUUCCGCUGACAUCAAACGCUAUAGCGUUCGCAAGUACUUUCAACAAAAGUCGAGAGUUGCAUAAGGCUCCUUAUUUUGAUUAUAUAAAUGUGGUGCCGGUGUGGGAUGUGGCAGACAAGCUUAAUGAGUUAAUAUUUUGGUUGCUGAUGUACCCAGUGGGUGAUGAUACAGGGCUAAGUAUGUAUACGGGUACUUUGGCAGUCCUUACUUUGUACAGAACAGAUGGUCAAGAAGUAGAACUUUAUUUGGGCGAAGAUCAGGUUCCUGUCCCUAAAUGGAUUUGGAUGGUUCUGGACAAGAGCGAGAAAGUCGUGUUUUAUUAUAAUCACCCUGAUCCAAAAGGCGACAAAUCAGAAAUUAGCAAAGUCUGUAAGAAGCACGAGUCCAUCUUGUCUGGCAACAUUUUUUCUUGUUUGUUUGAUGAUGUGAGUGAUUCUGAAAUGCGGGAGUUCCUUGAUAAUGACUUAAAAUAAAAAAUAAGCCACUCUGAUAAUUGUUGAAAUAUUUACGUUUAUUACAAUAUAAAAAAUUA